GCGUCAGCGGAAAUUAUUUUGACGUCAUAUCGUCAAACCGAUUUGGAGUUGUGUUAACAACAAAGUAAAAUAAUAACGCACAGCCUAGCACAAAAAACAAAACAAUCGCUUAUAAUGGCUUUUUUGGAAGAACCUCGGCCUAAUUCACCAAUCGAUAGUGAAAUGGAAGACAAUCCAGCAAACAAUAUUCGGCCAUAUCAGUUUGAGCCCGAAUGGCCGGCUGAUGAACACAGAAGCUCACCAGUUUGAGGAUGAACCUCGGCGCGACAAUCUUGAAUGGUGUCAAUGUGGUAACUGCCAAAUAAUGGACAAUAAUGAGGAAUGUUUAUGCUGCAAAGAGAUUUCCAAUAUUUGUGACAAAAAUUUCGAGGCAGUAGAAACGAAUGAGACCACCGAAGUCCCUUUGUGCAUUACACAACAUCCUGGUUUUGAGCCGGUUUGUCUUAACAUGUCGGUUUUACAAACAGCUUGGUACCUGUACAAGCAGCAAUAUGAGGUAGCAUAUGAUGGGCCCGAAGACAAACUGUACCGCCAUAUUGCAUAUAGACAGUUGACACGAUGGUGCUGGGGUAUCUUGGGUAGAGAAGUAAGAGUCGUCUUGCCAUCAUGUGCAGUUACUUGCAUUAGAGAAACAUUUCCUCCACCUGGCCCUGCAGAGGAAUUUCAAUUUGAAGGCUUCCACUAUUUUGGUUUUGCUAUGUUAAUAUUUAAGAAUGAAUGUACAAAAGUUGUCUUCACUGAUUCAACAUCAUAUUAUAUGGGCAUGGCAAAACCUAGCAUCACCACUGACAUUUUAUGCAAAUCUAGACUGAUGUUCCUUUACAAGUACUUCUUU
Molecule: messenger RNA, 835 nt
Organism: Xenia sp. Carnegie-2017
Lineage: Eukaryota; Metazoa; Cnidaria; Anthozoa; Malacalcyonacea; Xeniidae
Product: P2X purinoceptor 7-like
Exons: 2
Source: RefSeq, a predicted model, not a curated record